AUGGGGCGAGGAAAACUUAGCAUGCAAUUGAUCGGUAAUGAAAAAUCUCGAAAGACGACUUUUCUUAAGCGGAAGAAAAGUUUGUUGAGAAAAGCUUAUGAGCUCUCGACACUUUGCGACGUUCGUGCUUGUGUCUUUGUCUAUGGCCCGAAUCAUAACGACCAAUCUCCCGUCGAACUCAACACGUGGCCACCGUGUCGGGAGGAAGUCAACAACAUGAUUGCUUCAUACAAGGCUAAUUGUCUCCACAAACGAGCUCGCAAGGCUUUCGAUCUCCUCGACUUCUUCUCCGAGAGAAAGAAGAAGUUAGAAAACGACAUGUCGAAGCUUCGUAAGGAUGUUUUGGAAGCCAGGUUCCCGAAGUGGGAUGAACGUCUAGAUCAUCUAACAGAAGAUCAAUUACGGAUUCUAAUGGUAAAAUUGGACUCGAAGCUUGAUACUAUGAAGAGAAGGAUCGAGAUCGUCACGGAGAAUCACGAGGAAGGAACAUCGGGCGAGAACAACCAAACCCUAAUCGCAAACAUGAAGCCGGAACAAGUAAUGUCAUAUGGAGAACAAAGUUAUGAGAUGUUUGGGAAUCCAUCAAUGGAAACACAACCCAUGAUGCCAUUCCAUCACCAAUAUCAUCAACAACUCCAAACAAUGGCUCAAAAUCGUCAAAUGGAUCAUGAACUUGAGAAUUUAUCUCAAAUCUUGUUUGGAUCUAAUGGGUCAUCAGCUCAAAUUCAGUCAAAUUAUGGGAAUAAUUGUUUCCAAAACCCUAAUUUCUACACUGAUCCAACAAAUGGGAUGGUGAUGGACAACACACAAAGCUACUCAAUGUGCCAUUAUGGAGUUCCUCGUGCUACACAAUCUGUUCUUCCGGUGUCAUACAUGCCACUCAUAGAUGAUCAAAUGAUGAUGGCUUGUGCUUUAAAUACUCAAAUGGGUUUGGCCAAUACUUCAGCUCAAGUGAACGACCAGUUUGAUUGCUUCAAUUAUGAGUAUUUUAUGAAGCCAAACAACUUCUAA
This is a messenger RNA of Cucurbita pepo subsp. pepo (vegetable marrow), 1011 nucleotides long. The record is from RefSeq and is a predicted model, not a curated record. Lineage: Eukaryota; Viridiplantae; Streptophyta; Magnoliopsida; Cucurbitales; Cucurbitaceae.